This is a messenger RNA of Halteromyces radiatus, 573 nucleotides long. RefSeq lists its product as uncharacterized. Lineage: Eukaryota; Fungi; Mucoromycota; Mucoromycetes; Mucorales; Cunninghamellaceae. The coding region runs from base 1 to 573 and encodes 190 amino acids. The transcript has 7 exons. The record is from RefSeq and is a predicted model, not a curated record.
AUGAAGACAAUGUGGCAAAUGGCUAUUCAAAUCAGAGAUGCUGUUCAACUUCCUGUGAUUAUCAUUAUUGUAGAACAGAAGAUACACAAGGAUAUAUUUAUCCAAGGCAAUGGCGAUGACAGCUCAUGCAUCAAACGAAAUAUGAACUUUUACAACAACUCUUUCUUUGUCUUCUACCUUCCCUUCUGGCGGUGCUUGCCCUCUUCGGUACAAUUGAAGCUUGCACCCAAGCCGAUCGUGCGUGCAUUGUGGGUAAUUCCGGAUGUUUUUGGCAUAACCCUUCAUGGUCUUGUCAGCCGUCUUCAUCUGCUUCUCAACACCAUACUUGUGGAUUCUUCGGAGUUUGCAUUUCUUGGUACUUUUUGUGUCUUUUUAUUCUAUUUUACUUCAUCCUGGAUAGUAAAAGGACAAACUAUUAAUGUAAUGCAAUUCCUCCAGCCACAAGACCAAGAUAAAACUAUGACAAUUAUCGAUAUAGGCUUGAUAGGGAUCUAUACAAUCCACGUAUGGGAAAGGCGCGAGUACAAAUGUAGUGACACUCGAAAGAUGCAAAAUAACUCGACAAUAGGUUAA